Molecule: messenger RNA, 5938 nt
Organism: Canis lupus familiaris (dog)
Lineage: Eukaryota; Metazoa; Chordata; Mammalia; Carnivora; Canidae
Gene: DSG4
Product: desmoglein 4
Exons: 16
Coding region: 1-3198 (1065 amino acids)
Biological process (GO): homophilic cell-cell adhesion
Cellular component (GO): desmosome; plasma membrane
Molecular function (GO): calcium ion binding
Source: RefSeq, a predicted model, not a curated record
AUGCCCAUGUAUUUGCAAGGACUGGAGUUUGAUUCACUGCUACCCAACUGGUUUUCUAAUCUAUCAUCUAUUUGUACAAAACCAUCAUUUAAUCACAUCGAUACUAAAAAUCCUAUGGUGGUGCUGGAAGUAAACAGCGAAUUUAUUGUUGAGGUGAAAGAACUAGACAUUGAAAAAGGCACUACAAAAUGGCAGACCGUCAGAAGACAAAAGCGGGAGUGGAUCAAGUUUGCUGCUGCCUGCCGAGAAGGAGAGGACAACUCCAAGAGGAAUCCAAUUGCCAGAAUUCGAUCAGACUGUGAAGCAAACCAGAAGAUUACAUACCGCAUUUCUGGGGUAGGAAUUGAUCGACCACCUUACGGAGUAUUCACCAUUAAUCCUCGGACUGGGGAAAUUAAUAUCACUUCAGUGGUGGACAGAGAGAUAACUCCACUUUUCUUGAUCUAUUGCCGGGCUCUGAAUUCACGGGGUGAAGAUUUAGAAAGACCUCUUGAGCUUCGAGUCAAGGUUAUGGACAUAAAUGAUAACCCUCCAGUUUUUACACAAAAUGUGUACACAGCCAGCAUUGAAGAAAACAGUGAUGCAAACACAUUGGUUGUAAAGUUAAGUGCCACAGAUGCAGAUGAAGACAAUCAUCUGAAUUCUAAAAUAGCCUAUAAGAUCAUCUCUCAGGAGCCAGCAGGUGCACCAAUGUUCAUCCUGAACAGGUAUACUGGAGAAGUCCGCACGAUGUCCAGUUUCCUUGACAGAGAGCAACACAGUAUGUAUAACCUCCUUGUGAGGGGCUCAGAUCGAGAUGGAGCUAUAGAUGGACUGUCCUCUGAGUGCGACUGUAGAAUCAAGGUUUUAGAUGUCAAUGAUAAUUUUCCCACCUUGGAGAAAACUUCUUAUUCAGCAAGUAUUGAAGAGAACUGUCUAAGCUCAGAACUGAUACGAUUACAAGCAAUUGAUCUUGAUGAAGAAAGCACUGAUAAUUGGUUGGCAAAAUAUUUAAUUCUCUCCGGAAAUGAUGGGAAUUGGUUUGAUAUUCAAACAGACCCACGAACCAAUGAGGGCAUUUUGAAAGUCGUCAAGAUGCUGGAUUAUGAACAAAUGCCUAAUAUUCAUCUUGGUAUCGGAGUUAAAAACCAAGCUGAAUUUCACCACUCAGUUGCCUCUCGAUUCCAAAUGCACUCAACCCCUGUGAGAAUUCAGGUUGUUAAUGUGAAAGAAGGACCCGCAUUUCAUCCAAAUUCUAUGAUUUUCAGUAUACGGGAAGGGAUAAGAGGAAAUUCCUUAUUGAAUUAUGUGCUUGGCACAUAUACGGCAAUAGACUUGGACACAGGAAAUCCUGCCACAAAUGUCAGGUAUGUCAUAGGACAUGAUGCAGGCAGCUGGCUAAAAGUAGAUUCAAGGACUGGUGAGAUAAAAUUUUCUAGGGAAUUUGAUAAGAAGUCAAAAUAUAUUACCAAUGGGAUAUACACAGCAGAGAUCCUGGCUGUAGAUGAUGGCUCUGGGAAAACAGCAACAGGAACCAUAUGUAUCGAAGUUCCUGAUGUCAAUGAUUAUUGUCCAGUUGUUUUUGCUGAAAGUGAAUACAUAUGCAUUGACUCUCCAUCGAUCCUUAUCUCUGCAAGAGACAUUAGUGAUCAUUCUUAUGGGUCUCCCUAUACCUUCUGUGUUGUUGAUCAGCCACCAGGCACAGCAGACUUAUGGGAUAUCAAACCAAAAAAUGCUACCUUCGCAAUCCUGACAGCUAAGCGGCGUUUAAGUCCCAUGCUCUACCAAAUCCCAAUCAUCGUGAAGGACAGCUAUAACCGAGCAUGUGAAUUGCCACAGAUUGUGGUGUUAGAAGCCUGUGAUUGUGACAACGACCACAUAUGCUUGUACUUUAGUACCACGGGCAUCAACACAGGGGACGGCAGCUCAGUUACCAGCGAUAUAUACGGGUCUGUCACUGAUGACCAACUUGGGAGUUCAAAUGUUGGUCUCGGACCAACAGGGAUUGGCAUGAUGGCUCUGGGACUCCUACUACUACUUUUGUCACCACUCUUGCUGCUCAUGUGUUGCUGCAAACGAAGACAGCCUGAAGGCCUGGGGACGAGGUUUGCUCCUGUGCCAGAGGGAGGUGAUGGAGUGAUGCAGUCUUGGAGAAUCGAAGGGGCCCAUCCUGAGGACAGGGAUGUAUCAAAUAUAUGUGUACCAAUGACAGCCUCUAAUACCCAGGAUCGUAUAGAUUCUUCUGAAAUCUACACUAACACCUACGCCGGUGGUGGAACAGUUGAAGGGGGUGUGUCAGGAGUGGAACUCAACACGGGGCUGGGGACAGCUGCCGGUCUGGCCAUCGAAGAUGCAGCAGGAGCGCGGCGGAGGAGUUCCACUAUAGGAACUCAGUGGGAAUAUGCAGAUAUGGGCCUGAAUAUGGCUUUCUUGGACAGUUAUUUCUCUGAGAAAGCUUAUGUUUAUGCAGAUGAAGAUGAAGGUCGGCCAGCAAAUGACUGCUUACUCAUCUAUGACCACGAGGGAGUAGGGUCUCCUGUUGGCUCCAUUGGUUGCUGCAGCUGGAUUGUGGAUGAUUUAGAUGAAAGCUGCAGGGAAACUUUAGAUCCAAAAUUCAGGACUCUGGCUGAAAUCUGCUUAGACACAGAAAUUGAGCCAUUUCCUUCACAGCAGGCCUGUAUACCUAUCAGUACCGACCUGCCUUUGCUGGGGCCUAAUUAUUUUGUUAAUGAUUCUUCAGGAAUGACCCUCUCAGAGGCUGAAUUCCAGGCAGAAAUGGCAAUACCUGAGCCCAUAAUCCAUGGGGAUAUCGUAGUGACCGAGACAUACUCAACUGCUGACCAAUGUAUGCAACCCACUACAAUUGUUAUUGAUCCUCAGCUUGCACCCAAUGUUGUAGUGACUGAAACAGUGAUGGCACCUGUUUAUGAUGUCCAAGGGAAUAUCUGUGUACCUGCUGAGCUAGCCAACGCACACAAUGUAAUCUACACUGAGAGAGUGCUAUCUAGUCCUGGUAUGCCUGACGUGAACAGCAGUACCAUGACUGAUGGCUGUAUGGGACCUGUAAUGAGUGGCGGUAUUUUGGUAGGGCCAGAAAUUCAAGUGACACAAAUGGUGAGUCCCAACGUUCAUAUAAGCCAAACCACUGGUUCCACAUCCCCAAUGACAUCUCGACACAGAGUAACACGGUAUAGUAACAUACAUUACUCCCAACAGUAGUGCUUUUGGUCAAUACUCUAUAUGGAGACCUUGUACUUUGUAAUCACCCACAUAUCCAUUAAAGGUAUAAAUGUAUUAUAUUUAACAUUUUAAUAGCCAACAAAUAUUCAGAUAUUCUAAGAUCAAUGCUACUCUUUGAAUAUGUCUUUUGCGGGGGGUGGUGAAUAUGGCUAAGCACUUUAGAUAAGCCUUUUAUAAUUCUUUCAGGUUUUAAAUAAUGUGCCAAAAACUUAAAAUCUUUUAUUUCCUUUGAUACUGUCUAAUAAAUAGCACAUAACUCAUAAGGUGAAUCUUCGAGAUCUUCAGGUCUGUAGGACUAGUCAUACAAGCCAAGAUGCCCUUGUUCUUGGAGGUUGCAAAAGAAGUCAUGACUACAAUUACCAGUCAUAUUUAUCUUUUGAGAAAUAUUUCUGUUAAAAAAUUUUAAUUGAAAAACUGAAUGAAGUGUACAUUUCUGAAAGAAGGUUGGAAAGGACAAUAGAGCAUCUAUCAUUAGCAGCCUGAAAUCAUUUGUCUCUUCAGUAGUUUCUCAAGAUAUGCAAUAUUUAGGACAUAACUAAUAUAAUACAGGGAGAGAGUUUGACAGCUGAGUGCAUUACUGAAAAUAGUUCACUGAAAAGAAUUACAUAUAUAUAGAUAUGCAUAUAUACAUUAAUCAAUAUGGAUGAAUUUUUAUCGCACUUUAUUGAUUUAUAUCAGUAACUGUAAAUUAAUUUACGAUAGUAAAAAGAAUUAUGACAACAAUAGAGUACAAACAGUUCUUAGGGAAAGCAUUAAAGUAUUUCCUUCUUAGAAUGUUUUCUCUAUUCUUGCUAAUUAUGUCAGAAAACCAUAUUAAAUAUGGUUUACUCCAUUUUGUUGACCCAAGUCAUAGAGCUUUCAUUUAGCGAUCAAGUAUUCUCCAAAGUACCUCUCUGGUUAUGCAUAUAUUCAACAAUAUUUACUCAGAAGCUACUGUGUUGAGUGCUGGUCUUGUCUCUGUGAAUAAAUACGUGAAGAAGACAAACAUGAUUUACCUGUCUUCUAGAACUUCCAACUCAUCCGUAGCCUUAAAACUCUGGGGAUACAGCUUUGAGUUCCUGCCAAGAAUAAUUAAAAAAAUAUUUAAGUCCAUUACCAAGUUGUGUUUCUCUUUUUAACACUGCUAUAUUAUGUUGAAUGAAUAAAACAGAAACACAUACACAGAUUGCUUGCUUUUAGUAAGUAUAAAGUGGGCUUAAGAGAAAGAAAUUCUAGCAAGAUAAUUUUAUUUAAUUCUGUAAAAUAUGUAAACUAUAUAGUAGCAACUAUAAUGUGACUCAUAAAAUAAUGUAAAUGAAAUAAACUUAUUUUCAGGGCUUAUUCCUUUUGGAAGGAAAUAACUGUAGUGCUUCUUGCUUAAUUUGUUCCUUUAUAAAUAAAACUACUCUAGAAUUAGGAGCAUCUCCCAUAAUCUCUUGCCCAAUUCUCUCAUUUUACAGAAAAGGAAUCUAGAACCAGAGAGGUAAAGUGACUACAACUUGCUAGUUGUGGAACAAAAUCUUAUAGCCAUUUCUCAGGUACUCUGGUCCAUGUUUCAAUACUAUAACUAUAUCAGACAUGGAGAUCAAGUUUGGCCCAUUGCAUAGUCUUUGUUAUUUCCUAAUUGGAAGAAAAAGUAUCUCUCAAAAGAAAAAAAAAAAAGGUUUUGUGACGUUUAAGUGCAGAACAGCUGAAACGGUAUGACGCCAGAAGAUUAUUUACAUGUUUUCUCAUCUUUUCCAAGCUACAUGUAUUACCAGUAAUUAUAGUCAUUCCUUACUGUGGUUAUUCACAACCAAGAUUCUGCUACAUUUCAUAACUCUAUAAUUUGAUGAAUUCAUAGGGUAGCUAAGGAGCAUAUUAAUACCAUGGUCAUUUUAAUAGUCAACAAACCAGCCAUGUAACACCUUGCAUGCAUUCAGUGCCAUAGCAUAUCCUGAUGUGGAUAUUUCUCUCUUGAAUUCUGCAUUCUAUGGCGCUAAUAAUUUUUCAAAUUAUGAAAAAACUGGUGAAUAAUUAAAUGUAAAGUGCUAAUGGAUUUAAAACUGAAAACAAUAAGAGAUUUGAGAAAUGAUGAAGAAAAUAGUACUAAAAGUUUAACUGAUACCACUUGUGAGAAGGCUAUGAAAAUUUCUCUAUAAACUUUUCUAUCAAUACACAAAGAUUUAAUGGUGCUUCCAAAAGAGGAAAUCUAUCUCUGGUGGCUGUUUUCCCUUAUACUGUCCAUGGAAACAAGACCAGAACCAUUUCAUUUUCUCUCUCAAUAUUAUCAGUGAGAAGGAACUCCUCCAUCAUUCCAAGAUGGUCUGUAUCAUUCACAUAUGACAUAAGGCUCCAAAAUUGGUGUAUUAUUAAAAUAUUAUCCCAAAUAAAAUAGAAAGCAUAAGUAAGAUCUCCCUUGCCCUGCUGAAGAGUUAGGGUAUUGAUUUAUCUAGGAUAUAAAGAUGAUAUAGCAUUGAUGUUAAAAUUUGAAAAUGAACCCAUAAGUUCAAGAAAUGAUAUUUAACUAAUAAGUAUAAUAACAUAUAGUUUGAAUCAUAUUAUCUUGCCACUUGCAAUUACCUGAAGGGAAGUCAUUAUCAAAUGUAAAAAUAAGUUCUAUUAGAACUGCCUUAUUAGGUAAAGGGAAAGGAAGACAAGAACACAGAGUAUUUACAGGGGCGCCUGGGUGGCUCAGUUGGCUAAGUAUCUGCCUUUGGCUCAGGUCCUGAUCCAGGCUCCUGGGAAUGGAGCCCAGAGU